AUGUCUGCGAACCAACCCAUCGCUGUAGGCGACUCCAAAGGCCCAACCGCCGACGCCGUCCAAACCUCGUCGGCCUCUGCAACCACCAACCAAGAUGCCGCCGUCAGCCAAGGCAUUCACACCCUCGAGGUCAAGUCUGUCCACUGGUACAGCUACUUGACCACAGUCGACUUCUGGGUUGUCCUCGCUCUCGGACAGGUUCUUGCUCUGUGCAUCACCGCCACCAACACCUUUACCAGCUUCCUCGCCAAUGCGGGCACCAACAUCCCCGCCUUCCAGACCGUCUUCAACUACAUCCUCAUGUUCCUCAUCUACACUCCCGUCUUUCUUUACAAAGAUGGUAUUAGUGGUUGGUGGAAGAUUGCUGUCAAGGAUGGCUGGAAGUAUCUCAUCAUGGCGUUCCUGGACGUUGAGGGAAACUACUUUACUGUUUUGGCCUACCGAUACACCAACGUCUUGUCUGCCCAGCUCAUCAACUUCUGGGCCAUCGUCUGUGUCGUUGUCAUUUCCUUCUUCCUUCUCAAGGUCCGCUACAGAAUCUUCCAGAUCAUUGGUAUCUUGGUCUGCUGUGGUGGUAUGGGUAUCCUGAUUGGCAGUGAUCACAUCAGCGGUACCAACGGUGGUAGCGGUCUUGACAUGGUCAAGGGUGACUUGUUCGCCCUUCUCGGUGCUACUCUCUACGGUACCACCAACGUGUUUGAGGAGUGGCUCGUGUCUCGAGCUCACUUGUACCACGUCUUGUCUUUCCUGGGUCUGUUUGGCAUGUGUAUCAACGGAGUCCAGGCCGCCAUCUUUGACCGUGAGUCUUUCGAUAACGCUACCUGGAACGGUAAGGUUAUCGGCUGGAUCGUCGGUUACACUCUGUGCCUGAACCUUUUCUACAUUCUCGUCCCCAUCAUGCUGCGCAUGGGAAGUGCGGCGUUCCUCAACAUUUCGUUGCUGACUGCCAACUUCUGGGGCGUCAUUAUCGGAAUCAGGGUCUUUGGCUACACAAUUCACUUCCUGUACCCCAUCGCUUUUGUUCUUAUCAUCAUUGGACAGCUUAUCUACUUUGUCACUGGUAGCAUGCUCAGUGAUUCCAAGAAGCCUUGGUUGGGUGAUAACCAGGAGGGUGGUGUUUUGGGUUUCGGUACUGCCAAGCUCAAGGCUCUCAAUGCUGCGCGCAAGGCCCAGAUGGAGUCUGAGACUGGCAACAACGAGUCUUAG
Molecule: messenger RNA, 1206 nt
Organism: Fusarium pseudograminearum CS3096
Lineage: Eukaryota; Fungi; Ascomycota; Sordariomycetes; Hypocreales; Nectriaceae
Exons: 1
Coding region: 1-1206 (401 amino acids)
Biological process (GO): transmembrane transport
Cellular component (GO): membrane
Molecular function (GO): transmembrane transporter activity
Source: RefSeq, a predicted model, not a curated record